Aspergillus japonicus CBS 114.51 is the source of this 498-nucleotide messenger RNA. RefSeq lists its product as uncharacterized. The transcript has a single exon. Lineage: Eukaryota; Fungi; Ascomycota; Eurotiomycetes; Eurotiales; Aspergillaceae. The record is from RefSeq and is a predicted model, not a curated record. The coding region runs from base 1 to 498 and encodes 165 amino acids.
AUGGCCACCCAGUCAAACCCCUGCCGCACCGACUUCACCCUCUCGCCCGGGGACAUGCACCUCAUCACCAACCCCUUGCCCAGCUAUGAAAUUGCCUUCAUCCGCCUCAACCUCGCGACUACCCUGACCGUCGUGACAAUGCGCGACCCCGCCCCUUCCAUCAUCGCGUGGGAGUCAGAGCCGCUGUGCGCCCUGCUCGCCGAGUUCCGGCGGCAGCGGUACCACCAUCCGCGGGCCAAACCCCUGUACGGGAUCAUAUACGCCGGCGACUGGAUGCGUACGUAUCGCGAGCGCAUUGUGCCCGAAAGCUGCCAGCCCUUCGAGCCGGAUUACUUCCAUGUGCAGCUCGUCCCCGGGCGGGACACGCUGCAUCGGGUUCAUGAUGCCGAGCUGCUGUUCCGGUGGGUGCAGAAGAUUCCGCGGAAUGAGGCGGAGUGGGUUGCUAUUCCUGACGAUGAGUGGGUUUGUGGGACUGUGGGGGGGAGGAAGAAGGUGUAA